AUGUUUAUCCAGCGUUCGGGUUGGUUGGCUGCGGCCACAUUGUCGCUCCUCUUAUCCUCCUCCAAUGCUCAAACCAUCACCGUUGAUGGUGAAACCAUCAAAGCGGACGAGUCUAAUGUCGCCCCAGCGGCGAAUGUUUCUUCGGCGACAUCUGAACAGAGCUUUGACAACGUCCAAUUGACCGAGGACGUGUUGGCUAAUCUCACGGAUAUCAAGCUCAGCAACGUUUCACUCUUCUACUUCGAUGAUGACUCUGCUGUCGAGAAACGGGCCGUCGGUUCGAAGUGCAAGACCAUGCCUGGCGAUCUUCUCUACCCCAGCCGCAUCGUUUGGAAGGUCUUGGACAUUCUCAGUGGCGGGGCGUUGAUUCAGACGGUGCCUCUUGGUUCUGCCUGCUACGACGGCGAGCAUUACGACGAGGCGAAGUGCAAGUUCCUCAUCGACAAUUGGAACAAAUCUGACACUCACGUCGUGGAUCCCUCGUCAGUUAUGUCCCCUCUCUACGAGGGAGCAACCUGUGAGCCCCAGGGCGCUUCUCUCGGCAAGAACUGCACGCUUGGAGCGUUCCCUACUUACUCCCUCAACAUCACAAACGUGGCUCAGAUCCAGUUGGCCAUCAACUUUGCCCGGAACGCGAACCUGCGUCUCGUUGUCCGCAAUACUGGCCACGAUUUCCUUGGCAAGAACACUGGAGAGGGCGCUCUGUCACUCUGGACGCACCAUCUUAACAAAAUCGAGGUUCUUCGUGAUUACAAGUCCGCUGGAGGUCGCUACAAGGGGCCAGCUUUCAAGGUUGGAGCUGGUGUCGUGGUUCACGAGCUCUACGAGGCUGCGGAGCGUGAAGGCUUCACCGCUGUUGGAGGCGAGUGUCGUACUGUCGGUGUAGCCGGUGGUUACGCGGUUGGCGGUGGUCACUCUCCUGUGACCCCCAUGCAUGGCCUUGCUUCGGACCAGAUUCUCAGUGUUGACAUCGUCACUCCCGAUGGCCGCUUUAUCACCGCCGAUGAGACGCAAAACAAGGACCUCUUCUGGGCCCUCCGUGGUGGCGGUCCUGCCACCUGGGGUGUUGUCACCUCCAUCACGGUCAAGGUCCACGAGAAGACGGUCUUCUCUGGCAUGACCUUUGUAACAACUACCAAGGACAUGAACAUCACCGACGACACCUUCUGGAAGGCCAUUGAAGCUUACUGGCGACGCUACCCUGAGUUCUCCGCUGCCAAGAGCUACGGCUACUGCCGAAUGUCGGGACUCGUGGGUGGAGGCUAUGCCUGGAGAUGCUUGCCUUUCAUGGUCCCCGGAAUGAAGCUUACUGACUUCAAGAAGCUUGUCCAACCACUGCUGGAUGAAUGGACUGCACUCGGUGUCGAUCCUAAGGUCGAAUUCUUCGAGCAUGACGGUCUUUAUGAUGCUUGGACUCGUCACUUUCCCACCUCCGUCGUCGGUAACGCUUAUGCGCGAACGGGUUCUCGUCUCAUACCUCGCAAGAACUGGGAAGACCCGGAGCUUCUCAACAAAACGAUCCAAACAGUUCGCUCAAUUGUCGAGGAUGGCGCGUUCCUGGUUCACUACAACAUCAACGCCGAUGAGCCCGAGAACACGGCAGAGAGCUCUGUUAACCCGGCUUGGCGUGAUGUCAUGAUGUUCAACAUCAUCGGUCUGAUCUGGGAUAAAGACACACCCGAGGCUGAGGUGGCUGCCCUUCACGAUAAGCUCACCAACGACCUUGUCCAGAGGAUGAAGGAUAUCAGCCCCGGUUCUGGCGCCUACCUGAACGAAGCUGACGUGAUGGACCCCGAGUUUGGUCAGUCAUUCUUUGGAUCCAACUACGCACGUCUGUCCCAGAUCAAGAAAAAGAUUGACCCCAAGAAUGUCUUCUGGGCUCCGACUGCUGUGGGCAGCGAGAACCUGUAUAUCACCGGCCAGGAAGACUAUGUGACAAAGCAGACAGGCCGCCUUUGUUACAAGAACUGAGUGCCACGGCCUAUACACAGCUACUAGGCAGUAGUGCACUGAAAUGCCAGCCUCCGAUAACUGUAAUGAUAGAUGUUAGAUGGAGACCGGAUUUACGUAAUCUUCUGAUGUACCGAUAUUUUACCUGGUCAGGGAAGUGGGAUUGACCUAGAAGAGCUUCUCAAAGACACGAGUAGUUAGAGGCAUCCAAGACCAAUACAAUCAC
Ilyonectria robusta is the source of this 2176-nucleotide messenger RNA. RefSeq lists its product as uncharacterized. The coding region runs from base 1 to 1971 and encodes 656 amino acids. The record is from RefSeq and is a predicted model, not a curated record. NCBI's taxonomy places the organism in Eukaryota, Fungi, Ascomycota, Sordariomycetes, Hypocreales, Nectriaceae. Gene Ontology annotation, molecular function: oxidoreductase activity; FAD binding. The transcript is spliced from 4 exons.